Molecule: messenger RNA, 1763 nt
Organism: Hippocampus comes (tiger tail seahorse)
Lineage: Eukaryota; Metazoa; Chordata; Actinopteri; Syngnathiformes; Syngnathidae
Product: transmembrane 4 L6 family member 1
Exons: 6
Coding region: 382-996 (204 amino acids)
Cellular component (GO): membrane
Source: RefSeq, a predicted model, not a curated record
UUUCAAUUUUUUUCAAAUUCAGCCACUAUGUUUUAGAAAUGUAACACGUUGCUUUAAUUUGUUCACGUUUGCCAAUAUUUUUAGGUUACGUUAUUUCAUAUGAUGCUUUCAUUUGCUUGCGUGUGAGUGUGAGUAGCAUCGCUACAUAUCUUGCUGGCAUAUGUUUAUGUUUUUAAUUGGGGGGCUGUGCAGUGUGAUGGAAGUGUUGCCUCCUAUGUUAUUUUUGACGGCAGGACACUUCCUGCUUCCCUAUAAGGAAAGAGGAGAUUUCCUGCAUCCUUAUAAGGCAACGUGCGUGUGUGCGCGUCCUACUAUAUACUCCUCAGCUUCCUCUUCUGGUCCACUCCGAGGUGGACGUCCAUCAGAUGCUCAGAUCUAAGGAUGUGCGUGUCCAGGUGUCUGCGCUGUGUGGGCGUGGCUCUGGUUGCCCUGGCGACCGUAUGCACCGUGGCGAACAUUCUGCUGCUGCUGCCGGAGCUGAAGGUCCAUUUCCUGUUGGAGGGUCACGUGACCAGAGAGGCCUCCUGGGCCACAGGACUCUGGAGCUCUGGACUCCUGGUUGUGAUUGGGGCUCGAGCAUUUUUGCAAAGCCGCCACACACCAGGAUGUUGCGCCUUCAGGACACAGAUGUUGCGCCAGGCGUUGUACUCGUGUGCGUGUCUGCUGUCUUCUGCUUUUUGUUGCCUGGUUAGCAUCACAGGGCUGGUCCAAGGUCCUCUUUGUCUCUACAACACUACAAGUGGAUCAGCCUGGGGCGUACCACUUCAACCCACUGCCGACAGGGACGCCGGGUACCUCUACAACAGAAGUCUGUGGUCGGGUGUAUGUUUGGAGCCCAAGGGUGUGGUCCAGUGGAAUGUAGUUCUCUUCAGCAUACUAGGGGGCGCCAGUGGGCUGCAGGCGCUCCUCUGCGCCGCCAACGUCAUCAACACCCUGCUGGGCGUCGUCUUGGGACGCGGUGCGGGCGGCAAUAAGGUGAGCCCUGUUUCAGUGUGACAUCGCGAUGACGUCCCCAGGGCAAGACCACUUGUCAAAAUGUUUUUUCUUGACUGAUGCACUUUACAACCAAUUAAGCUAAAUUAAGAGCACGAAACUUGAAGAAAAUAAGCUUGCCAAAGUCUAAUAAACUUGUCCUGUUUCGACAUAACUUAAUUAUUAAGUCACUUUGAUUUAAUGAGAAAAUAUAAGUUGUGAUAUGAUUGGAGGUUAUUUUGUUCGUCCCCCCCCCCACCACAGAAUUGUUUAUUUAUUGCUAGUAAGUGUUGAUUAAACUUGUUUAGUUAUUUUUUAAUGUCAAUUCUAUCAUCGUUACGAUAGAUUUGUAUAUUUUUUAAUCCAGUAUUAUUUUUCAAUGUUGUUCUAAAUUCUGACUAUUUUAAUGUAUUUGUUUUAAUGUAAAUUCUCUUAUACGCAUUUAUUUUUUUAAUUAAUUUAAUUUAAGUAUUAAUUUUCACUUAACAAAUUGUUAACAAAAUGAAAUGCAAGUAUUUUUCAAAAUUAGCAUCCUCUUGUCCAUGCUGAAAUGACUGGCAGUACAGUAUUAUGCCGGCAGGGGGUGCUGUUUCCACAACGGUAAAACCUCAUGAAGCAAAUGUAAUUGUACCGCACUUUAAACUUAUUCCCUCUUAUUUUGUAAACAUUACUUUUCUGUCAAGCAAUUGAUGCAUUUUGGUCAAUGGUUCUGAACUCCUGGUUCCAUGCAUCAAUUGAGACUGUUAUGGACCAUGGCUUGGAUUACAAAAUAAAAUACCAUACAAGUGCAA